Molecule: messenger RNA, 674 nt
Organism: Boleophthalmus pectinirostris (great blue-spotted mudskipper)
Lineage: Eukaryota; Metazoa; Chordata; Actinopteri; Gobiiformes; Gobiidae
Product: interleukin-12 subunit alpha
Exons: 7
Coding region: 78-674 (198 amino acids)
Biological process (GO): immune response
Cellular component (GO): extracellular region
Molecular function (GO): growth factor activity; interleukin-12 receptor binding
Source: RefSeq, a predicted model, not a curated record
CUGCCUCCUCUGCACACUAUAAAACACCUAAGGAGGGAACUUUGGUCAGUCUCAAUCAAACAUUUGCUGGAGCCAAGAUGCUGCACAUCACGCUGUGUCCUGCAACAUUGCUUGUACUAUUGUCUAUAUGGCAUGGUGGUUUUACAUUGCCAAUAACAACUAAAGAACCAGUGACAAGCGCAUGUGUCCUUUCCGCACAGGCACUUUUAGAUAACAUCACGGAUGCUCUCACCCAGGACAAUGGGCAUCCAUAUAAGAAAAACUUGUUUAAAGGAUUCAGCUGCUCACAACAAAGUAUAGACCUCAACACAGAGACUGACACACCAUAUGCCUGUGCACCUCAUGGAACAAGUUGCUCUGGAGUGAUAAAAUCACAGUUUAAUCAGGAGGUGUGUAUGGAGAACAUUGAGAAGGACCUGCACCACUACUACAAAGUCCUGUCUGGCCAUCCUGACCCUGACAUGUUCCUCAGAGGCACUCUUCUGCUCAGCCUCAGGGAGCUCAUGAUGACUUGCUUCUCUCCACCUGAAGACCUUAAUAAGUCGCCCUCAGAGAGUCCAAGCAACUAUGACGACAGACUGAGUUUGUGUAAAAAACUGAAGGGCUUCCACAUCCGCACCAUCACCAUCAACCGUGCUCUGGGAUACAUGCACUCUGGGGAGCACAACAAAUAA